This is a messenger RNA of Acanthisitta chloris (rifleman), 321 nucleotides long. It is a transcript of the gene S100A16, whose product is annotated as S100 calcium binding protein A16. Gene Ontology annotation, cellular component: perinuclear region of cytoplasm; nucleus. The transcript has 2 exons. NCBI's taxonomy places the organism in Eukaryota, Metazoa, Chordata, Aves, Passeriformes, Acanthisittidae. The record is from RefSeq and is a predicted model, not a curated record. Bases 1 to 321 code for a protein of 106 amino acids. Gene Ontology annotation, molecular function: calcium ion binding.
AUGGCAGAGUGCACAGAGCUGGAAUGGGCCGUGCAGGUGCUGGUGAACAACUUUGACAAGUACUCAAGCCGCUGUUGCUGCUGCAAGAACCCACGGCGCAUCAGCAAGAAGGAUUUCCGCAAGAUGCUGAGCCGUGAGCUCAACCACAUGCUGACGGACACCGGGAACCGCAGAGCUGCAGACAAGCUGAUCUGUGACCUGGAUGAGAACAAGGACGGGCGCAUCAGCUUCGAGGAGUACUGGACCUUGAUAGGAGGCAUCGCCAGCCCCAUCGCCACAAUCAUCCGCCAGCAGGAGCAGAGCAUCAAGCUCACCAAGUAG